UUCCCGCCUCUUCGGCUAGGCCCGAAAGGGGCGGAACGCGGUAGUACGGCUGGUGGUUUCUCUUCCGGACGGAAAAGAGGAGCGUACUGAGCGUCGCGUCGCGGGAGCAGCUCUUUGCUCUGGUUUGGUUCCCGGCUCCCGCGACAUGGCCUUCAAUUUUGGGGCUCCCUCGGGCACCUCGGGCACCGCUGCAGCCACCGCGGCACCCGCGGGUGGGUUUGGAGGAUUUGGUACAACAUCUACAACUGCAGGUUCUGCGUUCAGCUUUUCUGCCCCAACUAACACAGGCACUACUGGACUCUUUGGUGGUACUCAGAACAAAGGUUUUGGAUUUGGUACUGGUUUUGGCACAACAACAGGAACUAGUACUGGUUUAGGUACUGGUUUGGGAACUGGACUGGGAUUUGGAGGAUUUAACACACAGCAGCAGCAACAGCAGCAAAAUACAUUAGGUGGUCUCUUCAGUCAGCCUGCCCAAGCUCCUACCCAGUCCAACCAGCUGAUAAAUACUGCAAGUGCUCUUUCUGCUCCGACACUAUUGGGAGAUGAAAGAGAUGCUAUUUUGGCAAAAUGGAAUCAACUGCAGGCAUUUUGGGGAACAGGAAAAGGAUAUUUCAAUAAUAAUAUUCCACCAGUGGAAUUCACACAAGAAAAUCCCUUUUGCCGAUUUAAGGCAGUAGGUUAUAGUUGUAUGCCCAAUAAUAAAGAUGAAGAUGGGCUAGUGGUUUUAGUUUUCAACAAAAAGGAAACAGAUAUUCGAAGCCAACAACAGCAAUUGGUAGAAUCACUGCACAAAAUUUUGGGAGGAAACCAGACCUUAACUGUAAAUGUAGAGGGUAUUAAAACAUUGCCAGAUGAUCAGACAGAAGUUGUCAUUUAUGUUGUUGAACGUUCUCCAAAUGGUACAUCAAGAAGAGUUCCAGCUACAACAUUAUAUGCACAUUUUGAACAAGCUAAUAUAAAAACACAAUUGCAGCAACUUGGUGUAACACUUUCUAUGACUAGAACAGAACUAUCUCCUGCACAGAUUAAACAGAUUUUACAGAAUCCUCCUGCUGGUGUUGAUCCUAUUAUUUGGGAACAAGCCAAGGUGGAUAACCCUGAUUCUGAAAAGUUAAUUCCUGUACCAAUGGUGGGUUUCAAAGAGCUGCUUCGAAGAUUGAAGGUUCAAGAUCAGAUGACUAAGCAGCAUCAGACCAGAUUAGAUAUUAUAUCUGAAGAUAUUAGUGAGCUACAAAAGAAUCAAACUACAACUAUGGCCAAAAUUGCACAAUACAAGAGGAAACUCAUGGAUCUUUCCCAUAGAACCUUACAGGUCCUAAUCAAACAGGAAAUUCAAAGGAAAAGUGGUUAUGCCAUCCAAGCUGAUGAAGAGCAACUGCGGGUUCAGCUAGAUACAAUUCAGUGUGAACUGAAUGCACCUACUCAGUUCAAAGGCCGACUAAAUGAACUGAUGUCCCAAAUCAGAAUGCAAAAUCAUUUUGGAGCAGUCAAAUCUGAAGAAAGAUAUUAUAUAGAUGCAGAUCUAUUGCGAGAAAUUAAGCAGCAUUUGAAACAACAACAGGAAGGCCUUAGUCACUUGAUUAGCAUCAUAAAAGAUGAUCUAGAAGACAUUAAAUUGGUAGAACAUGGAUUGAAUGAAGCCAUCCAUGUCAGAGGUGGUGUCUUUAGUUGACAGUUCACAAACUUGUGUUGGUGGUUGGUGAAAUACAUCCUCUCAACUUACUUCAUCAGGCCUUCCUUAAGAGAAUGAAACUGACCACGUGGAAAAAAAAGAAAAUGAUCCUCUCCUGGCUUGGGUUUUACCGACAAAUCUGAAAUAAAAUAGCCACCUCACAACUCUUUAAAGAUAACCUUCAAAAAAUUUACCUCUAAAAGCUAUAUUUACUUUAAAAAGAGAAGUACAUAAUAACCAAAAGUAUAUGUAUUAUUUUACAUUUCCACAACAGCAUUUUCUUAACUAUAAUCAGUGUUUAAUGAUUAUUCUUCAUUCAGCUUUCCAUAGCAAGUAAAUAUAUGUCUACUUUGCACAUAAUUACUGAGCUGUUGGAUAUUUGUACUUCAGAGAGUAAAUGUACAUCAGUUUUUAUAUUUGUGAAUUCAUCUGUGGGAGGAGUAGAGAAAAAUCCAAAAGUAUUUAAUCGUUAAUGUGGUUUUCUUUUUUGUUCUAUAAAGAUUUGAAAAUAUAUUUUUAUAUUACUUUACUUGUUUGGAAUUUACAGAACACACCUAAGCAAUUAGGAUAUAACACAAUUACCAUUUUUGCAAAUUUUUUGUUUUUUAAAUCUUUUUAUUUCUAAAAAAGAUGAAAACUUUUAAAUAAAUUCUUUAUUUGUAAUUUUAGAUAAUUCUGUCUGUGCUUUCUUUAUUUGGCUUUUGGGGAAAGACCAUUAAUGUCCACUCAAAUCCUAAAUUCAUAAGUAUAAUCAAUCCAGGAGUUUUAGUCUUAAGAUAUCAUCUAGGAUAAGAAUUCCCUGUGAUAGCAUUAUUAUGUGAAAACAGAUAAUCUGAGUUAGACAACAUAAUGUUUCUUUAACAACCCAAUUUUUUUUUUUUUUGUAUUUCUGACUGCAGUCUAUAAAUACCUGGGCUGCAUAUUGUUGUCACCUCUUAAAAUGCUAUAACUUUAUAUUACUAUGUGAUGCUUUGGCUUAUAUUAAGAGGUGUUACAAGAAAUUAUCUCAUAAGUCUUCCUAUUGUAUUUAUGGGGAAGGUGAGAGAUGGGAUGCUGAGACCUCACUGAAGGAAUUCUCUGUUAGUACUGCAGACUAGGAGUUGCAUAAGACGACUAGGAACUUUUAAACAGAUUGUUCUUUCCAAGUUAACUGCUAUACUCACUUUUGACAGUUUAGGGCAUGCAAAAUUUGUUAUAUUCACUAAGCCACAUAAUCUAGUGGGCACAUCACUAACCAUGUAUGCCGUGCUCAUUUUCAUGUUCUAGUACUAUUAGGUUCUUGGUUCCACAAGAUAAAUACACCUAGAUAGAAGUCAGGGUCUGCCUUUUAAAGACAAGCCAGUCAUCCUAGGCCCCACUGGGAACAUAUGCGUAAGGCACAUGUAGUACUACAGGUGUGUUCCUAUUAAAUGAUAACCAAGUGCUGUAGACUAAAUCUGUUUCCGUAAAGUUCAUAAUUAAAUUCUAAUACCCAGUAUGAGAGUCCUUGAAUGUGGGGCCUCUGGGAGGUGAUCAGGUCAGGAGGGUAGAGUCUUCAAUCAAUGGAAUUAGUGUCCUACCUCUCCUGUUCGAGCAUUCUGCUAUGUGAGACCCAGCAAGAAGACAGCUCUUCUGCAAGAAACAAAAAGGGCCCUUACAGGAAGCAAAUCUGCCAGCACCUUGAUCUUGGACUUCCUAGCCUCCAAAACUGAGAAAUAAAUUUCUGUUACAAACUAUCCAGUCUACAGUAUUGCAUUAUCAUAGCAGCCUAAACACAUUAAGAUGUUAAGUUCUAAAUUUUGGGUGAGUAGGAGGAAGAAUCACAUUAGCCUGACUACUAAGUUGUAUUCUAUAAGUCAGUUUACCAGAAGUAGAUGGUUCUUUUAAUUUUGAAUGAGGGCUACUUAGCUUGUACAAGACUCUGGGUUCAAUACCCACCAACACAUACACUGCUUUUUAAACUUGUACAGUUGGGUUCCUGUUGGCUUUUGCAUUCCAUCCUGGGAUCCCAGGCCUCUUAAAUGAGUUUACAAUUUAUGUAAUUGAGGUUUAAAUCUUUGUGUUGCAAAGUUCUGUGGAUUUUGCCAAAUGUGUCAUAUCACGUAUCCAUCAAUGCCACGUCAUAUAGAAUAUUUUCACUGUCCAGAAAAAAAUCUCCAAUGUUUGCCCUGUUCAGCCUCCUCCUAUCCCACCCCUGGCAGCCAUGAUCUAGUUACCCUCUCUAUAAUUUUUCCUCUUCCAGUUCUGGGGAUUGAACCCAAGGGUACUUAACCACUGAGUCUCAUUUCUAGCCCUUUUUAUUUUUAUUCCUUAUUCCUUUUAUUACUCUUUCUGAAUCCUUAUCAUCUAGUUCAGAUUUGAAAGUGACCUUAAAUCUGUUUUGAAACACUGACAAAGGCAGAGCACAGUGGUAUGCACUAGUGUGCAAAUCCUAGCAAUUCUGGAGGUAGAGGCCCUAGAAGUAUUGCUGGUUCAAAAGCCAGCCUCAGCAACUUAGCAGGAUUCUGUCUCAAAAAGAGGGCUGGAGAUGUGACUCAGUGGUUGAGCACUCCUGAGUUCAAUCCCUGGUACUAUGAAAAAAAAAAAAAUCAACAAAGUAUAAACCAGUCUUGGCUUGGCUACCAAUAUCCACUGCUAAAUUAGUCACUAUUCAACUGCCACAGUACUAUAUAACUUCUUUUUUCCUUUUUUGAUAUAUUCACUACCCUGUCAACCUUCCUAGAUUAACAUGAGAUUCAAGUUAAGAGACUGAAAUGUUUUGUAAACUGUCAGUUUUUAUAAAGACAACGAUAUUCAUAUGUACUAAGGGAGGAUGAAGAGAUUGUCAAAAGUCUUCCUACAAAGAGAUGAGAAUAUCUUUUAAAACUGAUUCAGGUAUUAAAUUUAUGUUAAAUCACUAACAAUAGUGAUGGACAAUUUAAUAGUUGGCAAUUCUACAGAAAUAAUAUCUACUAAUAUUAAAGUCUUUUAUUGAAUCCAAUCAAAAGUACAGUUUUGUUUUUAAAAAUAAGAUUAAUAUAGAAAUAAAAGAAAAGUUAAUUCUGUGACAUUAUAUCUGGACCAACUUUCUGAAUUGCAAAACAAAUAACAAAUAUACAGUUCUCAUUUUAUAAAUGGCUUUGGCCAACAAGUGAAAAAUACAUCAUUCCUUUUGAUCUCCUAUAGGAUCCCUGUAGUGUAUUUCAAGUAAAGAAUAAGAAAGAUAAAGACUGUAUCAAACUAU
Urocitellus parryii (Arctic ground squirrel) is the source of this 4877-nucleotide messenger RNA. It is a transcript of the gene Nup54, whose product is annotated as nucleoporin 54. Gene Ontology annotation, cellular component: nuclear pore central transport channel; nuclear pore. NCBI's taxonomy places the organism in Eukaryota, Metazoa, Chordata, Mammalia, Rodentia, Sciuridae. The record is from RefSeq and is a predicted model, not a curated record. Gene Ontology annotation, biological process: nuclear pore organization; protein localization to nuclear inner membrane; NLS-bearing protein import into nucleus. Gene Ontology annotation, molecular function: structural constituent of nuclear pore.